Molecule: messenger RNA, 681 nt
Organism: Hermetia illucens (black soldier fly)
Lineage: Eukaryota; Metazoa; Arthropoda; Insecta; Diptera; Stratiomyidae
Exons: 5
Coding region: 78-545 (155 amino acids)
Molecular function (GO): odorant binding
Source: RefSeq, a predicted model, not a curated record
AUGUCGAGUGGCAGGUUGUAAAGUGCAUCAAGCGGUUGUGAAGGAAAGUGUGAAUUAGUUGUGUCCUCUGUUUAGUUAUGUUAAUAAGAAUGAGCGUACGGAAAGUUUCAGGUAUUGCAUUUGCGGUAGGCCUAUUAGUGCUGAUUUUGGCAGUUGACGUGCAGGCUAAACUCGAUGGGAAGAAAGUCAGAGCGUUCACCGCAAAUAUUGCUAAGGCAUGUCAACCAAAAACGACACCCUUCGGCGAGAUACACGAGAUAAUUGGAAAGGGCAAGCCAACAGCAGAAGAAAAAUGCUUCAUAACCUGCGCUAUAACGAAAGGAGGAUUGUUGUCUAACAAUGGAGAAUUUCAACCUGAUGGAAUCAAAAAAAUAAACGAAGCUAUGCGGGAAUUCGAUGAUAAUCCCGCAGAAUACAAAAACAUUGAUGAAGUCAUCAUAGCCAACUGCGGCGGAAUAGAGAAACCAGAGAAAUGUGAUAAGGGAUAUGCUAUAGCUGAAUGCAGUUUGAAGGCCUUUAUUGAUGUUCACGGAAAUAUAUUCUAAAAAGGACAUCUAAAGAAGACCCUGCGUACCGACGCUUACUCACACGAUCAAGUCACUUUGUAUCUAUUUCAAUUUGUAAAUACAUAAUUUUCUUUUAUAUUUGAUGAAAUAAAAUUUUGGGCAUUAUGAAAUGUUA